AUCCCUUUUCAUGCAGCAGCAGCUCACUGCCACACACCUGCGUGUCCAAACGGUGUCACGUGGUCUCGCGGAACAGGAAGUGGCUUCUUCUUCGGCGAAACUUUAAACGCUUCGCGGAGCCGGAGCGUGUCUUCACAGCUUCAUAAAUGUGAGCUCCUCCCCCGUCCUGUUUUUGUUGUUCGGCUGUUUGAACGGUGAGCCAUGGCCGGUCCAGAGCUCCUUUUGGACUCCAGCAUCCGGAUGUGGGUGGUCCUGCCCAUCGUCUUCAUCACCUUCUUCGUCGGCAUCAUCCGUCACUACGUCACCCAGCUGCUGCACAGCGACAAAAAGGUCGACCUGGAGCAGGUUUCUGACAGCCAGGUGCUCCUGCGAAGCCGUAUCCUGAGAGAGAAUGGAAAGUACAUUCCCAGACAGUCGUUCGCCAUGAGGAAACACUACUUCAACAACGCAGAGACCGGCUUCUUCAAGAAGGUCAAGAGGAAAGUCAUCCCCAAGAACCCCAUGACAGACACCAGCAUGCUGACAGACAUGAUGAAGGGCAACCUGACCAACGUGCUGCCCAUGAUUCUGAUCGGCGGCUGGAUCAACUGGGCCUUCUCGGGAUUCGUCAUCACCAAGGUGCCGUUCCCGCUCACGCUGAGGUUCAAGCCCAUGUUGCAGAGAGGCAUCGAGCUGCUGUCGCUGGACGCCUCCUGGGUGAGCUCGGCGUCCUGGUACUUCCUGAACGUGUUUGGCUUGAGGAGCAUGUACAGCCUCAUACUGGGACAGGACAACGCUGCCGACCAAUCACGGAUCAUGCAGGACCAGAUGACAGGUGCUGCCAUGGCGAUGCCCCCUGACCCCAACAAGGCUUUCAAGAGCGAGUGGGAGGCACUGGAGAUCGUGGAACACAAGUGGGCCCUGGAGAACGUGGAGGAGGAGCUGAUGUCCCGCGACCUCAACUUCGGGACCUUCUUCAGCCAGGACAUCAAGUCCACCAUGUUCUAGAAACACGGGACGCGUGCGUGCGCGGGUUCCCCGUCGGUUCUGAAGGUUCUGGAACACUGUCUCCUUCAACAAACAAACAAAUAAAAAAAAAAAAGGACAGCAGCAACCGUUUUAUUUUCUCAUGUGUUACAGCCGCUCUGGAGGUUUCAGAUCAGUGUCUUCAGGAGAACACCAGGCGCAGUCGUCUCUGUUUUCUCCUCGUUGUAGAACGCGCGGCGCGAAAGGCUCUGGAACCGUCCUGGAGGUUCUAAGACGCAGGAGGCACCGGCUCUGUGACAGUUCUGAAGGCUCUCGAUAAUUCACACUGAUGAAUGACAGAUGAUUGAUGAGGAAGUUUUUUUUUUUUUUUUUUUGGUCUCGGCUCUGUGGUACAUGGUGUGUGAGACACAUGAUGUUGCCACGGUGACGGUCUAUGAAUACAAUGACAACAAUACAAUCAGAUACAUGAUAAAGAUAGAACUCCCCCUCCCUCUAAAUUUGCAUAUUAAGUUGGGGAUAAAAACAUUUUCUCCAUCCAUUUAAAGACAUUCACCUUAAAACUACUUGUGGCUUGUGUAGAAAAGUAAUUCUAAUAUAUUUACUAUAGUGAAUGAAUUAAUAAAUUUAUUAAUGGCACAAUUAGUGUAAAUGGUCAAAUUUAUUAUACUGAUCAUGAAGGAAUAUUAGGCGUCUGAAGUGCCUCUUGUUUGAAUCACCAGAAGAUCCUGCAGGGUUUUUUUUUUUUUUUUUUUUUUAAAUGAUUACUAUUAUUAUUGUUAUUAUUAUUUUUAUUUAUUAACAGGGGACAAAAACAGAUUGUAAACGACACCUUUCAAAGUCCACCGUGGUCUAGAACCGUAGUUUUCAACCUGAGAACCUAAGAGUGACUGUUCUGUCACUCUCUUCGCUGUUAAUCUGCUAAUCUACAGCACAGACAGUUCUGGAAUAACUAAAUCUUACCGAGGACGAGGAUCCCCCGGGGCUCCAUCCGUCCGGGUCCGCGGCCUGAUGUGCAUCCGAUUUUGGGAUCCAUGACACCAAAAAGGUUGACAAACGCUGUUCCAGGACACGGAACCAACAGGUUCUCGAACAGAUCCAGAUGUUCCGCAACCCCUGUUUUGUUUUUUGGUUCAUAUAUUUAUUUAUUUUGGAUUUCUUUUUUUUCUUUUUUUGUUUCCAAACCAGCAGAUUCUACACCAGUAAGCGGCGGCAUGGCGUCUCGGGAACAGCUGCCGUCUGUUAGCGUCGUUUGAGACAGUGAGGACGUUUUUCCAGAGGACAGAGAUGGUGGUUUAGAGCUUUUGCACAUUUUCAGUGUGUAUUUUUAACCCGACCGCUCAGGCUCUCCUCUGAAAACAGCACCCAGGACAGACCUUUUGCAGUUGUAGCUCGGAGUGAGAAGUGCAGCAGUGGAGUGAAUGUGCGAUGACGCCUUCCAUUCGUUUUCUUUGGUCUAAAGUCUAGUUUCUUUUUUUUUUUUUCAAAGGAGACAUUUCAACUCGCUCUAUCUUAAUUUGUUCUUAGUUCUUUUUGUGAAGGUAAGCCUUAAAGCAUUGGUGGGUUGUUUUUGUCUUUGAGUUGGUUUGGUUUAGACUAGAUUCUCACUCCCAGUGAAUGCCACUUGUUCUCCAGGCGUCUCCAUGUUGAUAUUUGGUGCCUCAGAGAUUGAAUGGUUUUGUUCUCCCCUGGCCAAACCAAACCAAGAAGCGGAAACGCCACAGAGUUAAGAUAAACCGCCUGAAUCCCUAGUUUGUGAACGUUACACGCAGCAAAUAGUCCUACCAGUUUCUAGUUGUCUUGAGCCAGUCUUACCCAGCAGGGAGGAAACCACUAUCAGCAUGAAGUACCUUCACUUUUCAGCACCGCAGCCAGUCUUAAAGCCUUACUUCACCCAUAAUCCUAACCCUAACCGAUCAAUAGUCCAGUUCAUCAGCUGCACAUUUCUAAACACAUUUUGGAAACUCGGCAGCAUCGAAGAGCUGUGACACUCUACGUUUCAAACAUCUUACCAAACCUCAUUCUCAGAUUCUGUUGUUGGAAUGAGAAGGACAUUGCGAGGAAAACGGGCUCAGAAGCUGCUGACCAAACGUCGAUAACGUCCCCAGCUGACGCGCCGAGUUCUCCGACUUGUGCGUCGUUCGCGCUCUCGAGCAGAAACGUCACUUCUCCUGACAGCGGCUGCGUUGUCUCUAUUCUCCUCGUGAUAUCGGCAGUUUAAUAUUUCAAGGCAAUAAACCCGACUGAAUGUCAGCUAGCAUUCUGAUGAUGAAUUUGACGACUACUGUCUGUUUUUGUUUUAGAUUAUAAAAAGAGUUAUUUGUGGAAUAAUGUUCUCGUUUAAUUUGUCUGUUUGCGUUGUUUUGUUUGAAAGCCUUACCUCGCUGCUGUGAAGCAAAAUGACCCGACGGAGGCCGAAUGAAACGCUACCAGGUCUCCUGGAAUGACUCUUAAUUCUUUUCCUACUUGUUUUCAAUGGAAAAUGAAACUGUCGUGUGUUCCUUCAUGGCAGCACGUACGGCGUGUUUUCAUCCCCAGGUGUGAAAAGGUCACAGCGAUCGCCUGUCAGUCAAACAGUGUGGGCGGGGCUUGUUUUUGUCCUGAUGAUUGGGUUUUGAGUUUCUCUUUUCUUUCUUGGUUGGGUGACUGCCCACUUCUUCUUCUUCUUGACUUCGGUGUCGAGUUGUGAAGCGGGUGGACCGGUUCUCUCCAAACCACCGGAUGCACAGAGGAGAAAAUGGUGUCCAACAUCUUGUUUCACUCCGGGGAAGUCGCAAAAAUGGGAUUUUGCCCAAAACAAGAUCCAAAGUAGCGGACAGACAGGACGUUUUCUGGGCUGAUGGUGGAAACUCAACCCAGUUUAUCAGAAAUGCGUUGGGUUUGAAGGAAGCCUUGGUCAGAGGAGACGACUGCAGCCUCAGUGGUUCCUCGUGGCACCUUUUGAACUUGACCUCUUUAAAAUGUUGUGACUUGUUUUGGGUUCUUUUUUUUUUUUUUUUUUUGGGGACAAUUCUAGACAUGCUAGAUGAUGAUUUUUGAAAGUUGUUUUGUUUUUGCUUUUUCAUCUUUUGUCAUUAUUCCCUGUGAUUUUGUCUCAUUCUGCUGACCUCCAUCAUCAUUUUCACCACAUCCCUGCAAAGUGUCUCUUCACAUGCAGGGACGUGAUCAGGAAGACACCAAAUCCCCCAUUGGAAAAGAAUGGGAGACACUCGUUCAAACUGUAGCUGAAAGCCUGAAUUCACAUGAUUAUUCACAACAGUUUCUGCAGCAGUCUUUCUGAUUCUUUUGCUCGCAGACUCGGAUGUAGCCCACAGUUACAGAGCAGAGGGAGUCCUUUCCUCCGCUCAUGUCUUCCUGUCUGUCUGGGUGUGUCGUACCUAGCCUGCUCACCUGUGCAGAUUUUUAAAUAAAGAGCUGUCCUCUGACAGCUGA
This is a messenger RNA of Myripristis murdjan (pinecone soldierfish), 4395 nucleotides long. Its product is annotated as ER membrane protein complex subunit 3-like. Gene Ontology annotation, biological process: protein folding in endoplasmic reticulum. NCBI's taxonomy places the organism in Eukaryota, Metazoa, Chordata, Actinopteri, Holocentriformes, Holocentridae. The record is from RefSeq and is a predicted model, not a curated record. The coding region runs from base 202 to 987 and encodes 261 amino acids. Gene Ontology annotation, cellular component: EMC complex; membrane. The transcript has 9 exons.